AUGUAUUGCCUGCCGUCUUCCCCAGCAUUCCUAGCAGAGAGCAAUUACUACCCACACCUUGCGCGCCUUCAAACCGCAACCAUGCAGGCAAUGCCCGAUUCGCGCCAGCAGAGCUUCGAGGAAAUUUAUGGCCCUCCCGAGAAUUUCCUCGAGAUCGAAGUUCGCAACCCACGCACCCAUGGCAUGGGUCGUAACAUGUAUACCGACUACGAGAUCCUCUGCCGAACCAACAUCCCCGCCUUCAAGCUGCGCCAUUCCUCCGUCCGCAGACGCUAUUCCGACUUCGAGUACUUCCGCGACAUUCUUGAACGCGAGUCUGCGAGAGUCACGAUUCCCCCGUUGCCCGGAAAGGUCUUUACAAAUCGGUUUAGUGAUGAUGUGAUUGAGCAUCGGAGGGAGGGAUUGCAGCGGUUCUUACAGAUUGUUGUUGGUCAUCCAUUGCUGCAGACUGGUAGCAAGGUAUUGGCGGGUUUUGUUCAGGAUCCAAAUUGGGACCGCAAUGCCUGGUGA
Molecule: messenger RNA, 510 nt
Organism: Lachnellula hyalina
Lineage: Eukaryota; Fungi; Ascomycota; Leotiomycetes; Helotiales; Lachnaceae
Gene: SNX3
Product: Sorting nexin-3
Exons: 4
Coding region: 1-510 (169 amino acids)
Biological process (GO): endocytic recycling; late endosome to Golgi transport
Cellular component (GO): retromer complex; early endosome membrane
Molecular function (GO): phosphatidylinositol-3-phosphate binding
Source: RefSeq, a predicted model, not a curated record